AUGGACACCACUCUGCCUGAUGCCUUUGCCCCGGCACCUAUAAGCUCCUCAGUUGGAUAUGGAAUAAACGACACCUUAGCUGGUGCUGCGGGUGGGGAGACAACUGCGUCUCGGAUCAGAGUUGAUGAGCCUCCCAAACUCGAUCUUGAGCCAUACAUUGACAAUUACACUGGCCGGACCCGCUUCCAUCGUCUAUAUCUCAUCGGCACUACCUCCACCGUGCUCGCGGUCGAUGCUUUAAAACAGGCUGUUGCUGAAGCUAAAUCUGGCAAAGAUAUUGCGCUGUAUGAAAAAGCAGUCCGCGCCCUGGUGGAGGUCGCUCCAGAUGAAGAGGGUGCUUCACUGGACUCCGCGUGGGUACAAGAAAUUCAAAAAGGCGUGAGAUCUCAGACGGAUCGGUUGGAACACGAGCUUCGUGGAUACAAGAACAAUUUGAUUAAGGAAAGCAUUCGGAUGGGCAAUGAGGACCUAGGCAACCACUACUAUGAGACUGGUGAUUUAAUUGCUGCAUCAAAGGCAUACACUCGCAUGCGUGAACAUUGCACAACCCCCAGCCACGUUAGCUCUAUGCUCUUUAAGCUCAUCGGCGUCUCCAUUGAACGUGGUGACUGGCUCACUGCGCAGUCUUACGUGCACCGGCUACGCAAUGCUCAAUCCAAACCCGAGGAUCUGGCCCAGAACCAGCCUAAAAUGUCCGUCGCACUGGGUUUGGCUCAAAUGAGCCAAGGCUCAUAUCUCGAGGCUGCGAACUCCUUCCUCUCCGUAUCCGCCAGCCUGGGUGAUACGUAUCAGGAUGUGAUUAGUCCCAACGAUGUCGCCGUUUAUGGCGGUCUCUGUGCUCUGGCCUCCAUGGACCGCACCGAAUUGCAGCUUCGGGUGCUGGAUAACACCUCCUUCCGUCCUUUCCUUGAACUUGAACCCCACAUCCGCCGUGCCAUCACUUUCUUCUGCAACUCUAAAUUCCGCCCGUGCAUUGAAAUCUUAGAAGCUUAUCGCGCCGACUACCUUCUUGAUAUUCAUCUCCAGCCCCACGUCUCCGCAAUUUACACUCAGAUCCGCGUCAAGGCUAUUCAUCAGUAUCUUGUCCCUUUCAGCAAGGCUACCCUUGACUCCAUGGCGGCCACUUUUGCUCCCAAUGAAGUGGGCCAGCGCAUCGGACUCGAGUCUCCCUUCUUGCAGGAACUCAUCCGGCUCAUUCAGGAUGAUGUUCUCGAUGUCCGUAUCGAUCUUGAGCAUGGCUUGCUGGUCCGAAACCAGCACGACCUGCGAGCCGAAAUGCAGACGGAGGCCUUGGAACAGGUGAAAGCUUUCAACGAAGAACUUCAUUGGCGCAUGAUGGCGGCUGCUGUCGUUAACGCUGGAUUACAAGUUCCGGCGCCCCCUCCUGCAGAGCGGGGCUGGCGGCCUGACUCGAAUGAUCCCCGAUUUCCUCCCCCUGGCUCCGGUUAA
Molecule: messenger RNA, 1449 nt
Organism: Penicillium pulvis
Lineage: Eukaryota; Fungi; Ascomycota; Eurotiomycetes; Eurotiales; Aspergillaceae
Product: COP9 signalosome complex subunit 1
Exons: 4
Coding region: 1-1449 (482 amino acids)
Cellular component (GO): COP9 signalosome
Source: RefSeq, a predicted model, not a curated record